CUGGGCUUCCUAAGUCUAAGUCAUUAAAAUGACUAGCUUUUCUUCUUUUCCUCUGUUUUGCUUGAUGGUUGGGGCUUAUAUGAUUCCAGAAGGUUUCACUAUGGAGAUCAUCGGAGGGAAAGAAGUACCUCCACACUCCAGGCCCUUCAUGGCUUCCAUCCAGUCCAGAGGCAGUCACGUCUGUGGAGGGGUCCUGAUCCACCCGCAGUGGGUGCUGACCGCAGCCCACUGCAGCCCUUGGUUUGCCCAAGGCCAGGCUCCUUCUGUGGUUUUAGGAGCACAUUCUCUCUCAAAGAAUGAGCCCUCUCAGCAAAGGUUUGCAAUUAAAAGAAUCAUACCGUUCUCAAGACCCAAGUCAGAUGAUAUCAUGCUGGUAAAGCUUCACACAGCUGCAAAACUCAACAAGUAUGUCCAGCUGCUCCAUCCAAGAUCCAAAAACUAUAUCAGAGAUGGAACCAAAUGCCAGGUUACUGGCUGGGGUGCCACCAACGCAGAUGUUUUAAACAACUCUGAUACCCUGCAAGAAGUCACUGUCACCAUCAUAAGUCGAAAACAUUGCAACAGCCGAAGUUAUUAUAACCACAGGCCUACUAUAACAAAAGACAUGCUGUGUGCGGGAGAUGCAAAAGGCCAAAAGGAUUCUUGCCAGGGUGACUCCGGUGGUCCCUUGGUCUGCAAAGGUGUCUUCCAUGCCCUCGUCUCCAGAGGCGAUAAGUGUGGUGUUGCCAAGAAGCCGGGCAUCUAUACCCUGUUAACUAAGAAAUACCAGGAUUGGAUCAAAAGCAAUCUUGCCUCACCUCACGCAUACUAAGAUUGCCAAUCAUUUUCUCAGAUCUGUCACUUUCUCCCCAUAAUACGCUUGCAGAGAAGCUUCUCUCCAGAUGAAGCUGGACGUAGAUAACGCAGAACACACCUGAUGUGGCUCGCUGCGCCCUGAAGACCCCUCAUGCCAAUGAACCUAAC
This is a messenger RNA of Octodon degus (degu), 963 nucleotides long. It is a transcript of the gene Gzmk, whose product is annotated as granzyme K. Gene Ontology annotation, molecular function: serine-type endopeptidase activity. Bases 29 to 811 code for a protein of 260 amino acids. Gene Ontology annotation, biological process: proteolysis. The record is from RefSeq and is a predicted model, not a curated record. NCBI's taxonomy places the organism in Eukaryota, Metazoa, Chordata, Mammalia, Rodentia, Octodontidae. The transcript is spliced from 5 exons.